This is a messenger RNA of Anopheles maculipalpis, 1014 nucleotides long. RefSeq names its product protein BCCIP homolog. NCBI's taxonomy places the organism in Eukaryota, Metazoa, Arthropoda, Insecta, Diptera, Culicidae. Gene Ontology annotation, cellular component: nucleus. The record is from RefSeq and is a predicted model, not a curated record. Bases 64 to 969 code for a protein of 301 amino acids. The transcript is spliced from 3 exons.
GUUCCGUGCAACAAUUGUAAAUAAAGUGAAUUUUCUCGCAUAAUACGCUCGAAAUACGUGAAAAUGACCAGCAAAAAGUUAAAAGUAGAAGCCGACGAUGAGGAGGAACAUCGUAUGGAAGCGAAAAGCGACAGCGAUGACUCCAGUGACGAAGAAAACGAGGAAGCAUACGAGGGCGAUGAAGGCAUCACCGUAGACUUUGAAGGACGCAAUCCGAUCGAUCCGGAUCUGGACGGCAUCAAGCAACUUUUGGGCCAACUUUUCGUAAAAGCGCACAUCGAUCUUUCCGAGCUAGCCGGUGUUGUUGUGGCUCAAAACUAUGUCGGUAGUGUACUGAAACAAGCGUAUAACGAUGGCGACGACGAUGAAGAGGACGAGGACACCGACAUGGGUGAUCCGUGCCAGGUAGUAUUCGGCGUUACGACGGUAAUCAACCUAGCCAACAAGCAGGAGCUGGCCUGCGUUCGUCAACUGAAGAAAAUGAUCUUCGAAAAGGCAGAAAAGUAUGCGACAGAGCUAGUUAUACAGCAGUUCCGUGAAGCCCUAGAAAGUGGAUCCAAAACGACGGGACUGCUGCUAAACGAACGGUUCAUCAACAUUCCGGCCGCGGUUUGUGUGCCGAUGUGUGAAAAUCUUCUCUCAGAAAUGGAGCGCGCUCGUUCGAAAGGUAUGCCAUUCACGUUCGACUACUACCUGAUGAUCGUGAAGUACUACCAGCAGGCGGCCGACGGAGAUAAACCGGCCGAAAUACUGUACAGCAACGAUGAGGAAGAAUACUUUAUCAAAGAUUCGUGUGCCAGCUUCGAUUAUUCCGUGCAGAAGGAAACCACCACGGCGCUCGCUGGCCAAUGGCAGAAAAAGGACGCAGAGCUGCAACCAUUCCGUAAGGUGUUGCUGAUCGAAGCAACCAAAUUGCCAUCCAUCGUCUCGUCCAUCAAGAGUCUCGUAUCGUCGGUCACUAGCAAAUAAGUCGCUGGAUGUAUAUGAGUGAAAUAUUAUGCAUUUUCUUUUCCA